AUGCGCAAUCGCCAAAGUCUCCAGACGUGGGUCGAGUCCAUCAGGGCCGCUGCCCAGGCAGACGAUGAAGAAUGGCGCCAAAGGCUCGCGGAGAUGGCCAACGCCCUGUCCCAUGACGCCGUGUCGCGGGAUGGAUAUGACGAAGAAAAGUGCCGCAACGUUCUUGUCAGAUACUGUGCUUACAUCCCCCGGAACUAUCAAUACCGGGACGGUGUUCAACUUGUAUUUCUGGUUCUGCGCGAACAUCUCGGGGACGAAAACCUGGACCUAGCUGGUGGUGUGCUCUACGAAUUGAUCGAAAUCGACUGCAGCUAUUCGGACGACCCAGGAGCCGAGUUUCAACGCUGGAAGCAUGAUCACCUCAACCGCCACGUGAGUCGGCCGUCCGCGAAGCCCCGUCCCGGCCACUGA
Colletotrichum spaethianum is the source of this 411-nucleotide messenger RNA. RefSeq lists its product as uncharacterized. Lineage: Eukaryota; Fungi; Ascomycota; Sordariomycetes; Glomerellales; Glomerellaceae. The transcript has 3 exons. The record is from RefSeq and is a predicted model, not a curated record. Bases 1 to 411 code for a protein of 136 amino acids.